Messenger RNA from Rhodamnia argentea, 814 nucleotides. Its product is annotated as auxin-responsive protein SAUR36-like. Bases 233 to 778 code for a protein of 181 amino acids. Lineage: Eukaryota; Viridiplantae; Streptophyta; Magnoliopsida; Myrtales; Myrtaceae. The transcript has a single exon. Gene Ontology annotation, biological process: response to auxin. The record is from RefSeq and is a predicted model, not a curated record.
AUCUCAACACCGCGUCGCUCCGGUAUCAUCAUCAAGAAAGCCAUGUCCAACAUUCCCACCUCUGUCUCCGAAUCCUCCCUCGCCGCCUUCCGCCUCGCCAUGUCGGUCGCCGACCCCUGGCCCUUCUCUCCGCCGCAACGCAUCGUCUCCUCCGCUUGCUGAAAUCUCUCGUGCGCUCAGCCUUCCGCUUUCUUUCGUGUUCGUCCAGUCAAAUUUCGUUUCCUUAGUAGUCAUGAUCAUGGGGGAUAACAAGACGAGAGGCCUCAGCCUCAAGAAGCGCCUCUUCCGGGUCUCCAAGUGCAUCACCGGCCGGACCCGAGGUUACUCCCGCCUCAGCGCAUCCCCGCCAGGGCCAUGCGCGAUCAAUCCCAUGUCGAAGCUCCUCUCCUGGUGCCGCUGCCUGACAAGCAAGAGGACCAAGUCUUUAUGCUCUAGCAAACCCUGGUCGGGCGACGCGGUCGUUGGUCAAGACCCGGUCGGGGAAAGACCCACGGGGACAAUGAAGGUGCCUAAGGGCCACUUGGCUGUGUACGUGGGUCAAAGAAGCGGCGAGCUUCGCCGAGUUCUAGUGCCGGCGGUUUACUUCAAUCACCCGCUGUUCGGGGACUUGUUGAGAGAAGCCGAGGAGGAGUUCGGGUUUAGCCACCGAGGAGGAGGGAUCACUAUCCCUUGCGAGGUUUCGGAGUUCGAGAGGGUGAAGAGCCGCGUCGCCACCGCCACCGGUUACUGUGGCCGGAGGAGGAGCACUUGGAAGAAGCACCUAUUGAGGAAGAUUUAGGAGCCUUCGAGCAUGAACUAUAGAUGAGGAUGAUGA